UGGUCCUGGUUUGAACUUGAACGUUGACGCAGACGUCAUUUAAACGGCUGAUACAUUCACUGUCAGUCUGACGUUUCACUUCUCGAGUCAUUUAAAAAUCAACACCGGAAAUGUCCGGUCAAAGAGAAGAGCCCUUUGAUGGUUCCCCAGCUGACCUUCCCAGUCUGGAAAAACUCGACUCUCCUACAGGGAGUCCACCCACUGCCUCAUUAUCCAGUCUGAUGGAGCUGGAAAACUGUGUUUCCAACCUGAGCCUUGCACAUGAGAUAGUGGUGAACGGAGACUUUUGCAUCAAACCAAAAAGCCCUCCCACUGACAGCCUGGAGGGCAGAGUGACAGACAUCAUUCACCGGGCGUUUUGGGACAGUCUGCAGGAACAGCUGAGCAGCGAUCCCCCAAACUACAGCCAAGCAGUUAUCCUGCUGCAGGAGGUCAAAACUAUGCUUGGGUCACUGCUGCUGCCUGGUCACGUCAGGUUGAGGACUCAGCUGGAUGAAGUUCUGGACAUGGAGUUGAUCCAGCAGCAGGUCCUACAUGGAGCGCUGGACCUCCACAGGCUGGCAGGAUUUGUCAUAAACAUGAUGGCAUCUUUAUGCGCUCCUGUGCGUGACCCCGAGGUCAGAGCACUGCGAGACCUCAAAGAGCCCUUGGAGCUCCUUCGGGGUAUCUUCCGCGUCUUGGGACUGAUGAAGAGCGACAUGGUUAACUUCACCAUCCAGAGCCUGAGGCCUCAUCUACUGCAGGAGGCUGUGCAGUAUGAGAGAGCCAAAUUUCAGCAGAUCCUGGACAAACAGCCAGCUUCUCUAGACAACACAGCUGCUUGGCUUGUGGCGGCAGCGUCCGAGGAGGCGGCGGCGCUCCCAGCUCACUGUGACUCUCCCGGUCCUGACAGUCGAGCUCUCCCCAGCGCCACUGCUAUUCUCAACCGCGCCUACAUGCAUCUGCUCCACUGGGACCCGCAUGGCCAGAAAUAUCCCGAGAGCAUGCUGAUGGACCGGUCCCGCCUGGACGCUCUGAGCCAGCAGCUCCAGAUGUUGGUCCUGGAGGCCUCCGUGUUGCUCCUGACCGCCACUCACUGUCGGGGCGUCACUUUCUCCCUGCAAGGGUUUGUAGGUAAACUCAAGCAGACGAUCACUGCCCUGCUGGAGGGCAGUCACACCAGGGAAGCUGACCUGAAGAGGGCCCUGUUGGAGCUCAGGGAGGCGGUGCUGCAGCAGGUGAAAGAAGCUCUGAGCACCCAGGGGGGAGGAGAGUUUCCCAAGGAGAGCCAGGAUCUGCUGAGAGGACAAAUAUCUGACCUGUGGAAGAAUAACAACCCAGUCCGCUCACUUAUAGGAGAAAGAGUUCGGGGCUUCCUCCUGGCCAUGCUGCAAGGCGGCUCGGCUAAAAGGCGUCCAGAGCUGCCGUUUCCCCUCGGGCUGGUGAGUUCCGAGCUCACAGAGUUGGGGACGGCCUUUGGGCGAAUUGUCCACUUCAACCGAACCGUCUUCGGUCCCUUCUACGCACCCAUCCUCAGGAAGCUGCUGCUGCCGUCAGGAGAGAGUGAAACUGGGGAGGACUCGCGCUGAGCCAAAGAACCCCACAGUGACAUGAUCAUAAGCUAACAUUUUGUUACAAUUUUGCUUUUUAAUUAUGAGUGUCGGGUGAGAUGAAAAUCUGUAAAUCUGUGUUGCUGAACUUGUUUAGUUAUAUUUAGAGUGUACAGAAACUGAAUAUUUUCUCAAAUGUCAGGACUAAAGAGUGAGUGAAAGCAUAAGGCAGUUACUGAAUUCUAGCAAAUUUGUGUUCAUAAAACAAGAAUAUAUGUAGCAGAAAUAAAUAGCAAGAGAUAAAAAUGGAAAGACGAAAAUAUAUGCUAAAAUAUUGUAAAUAAUAGUUUAUGUAUGAAUUACCAAAGACAUUGGGCACUUUUCUUUUAUUUCUUUUUAUUCUUCUUUUGCACCUUUGAUUAUAAACCAGAUAUAGAUACUGUUAUAAGGGAAUGGUGUAAAUAAACCGGAUUUUAUUGGGAAACAAAAUGCUUUUUUUUUCCUUUUUCAUAUUUCACAGCCAUUCAAACAUCUCAAAUUACAGAACAAAUAAAUAAAAAUACAUGAAUCUCAAACAAAUACUCUUAGAGAAAAACUAUAUUUAAAAAUAAUGAACUGAGUAAAAUAAAUAUCCUACAGAUGGCCUUCGUAAUAAUGUGUGGUGCUUUAUUUUGGGGUUUCUUUGUAGUAAUAAGUAAUGCAGUUUGUUUAUAUUUUGUUUCUUUUCUUGGCCUGCUGCUUACUUACAACACAACGUUCCAGACUGAGAGCCAUGAUCAACGAUUAAUGUGAAAAUGUGUGAAGUGCUCAUUACGUCUUUUCACUUAAGAAAAUGAACUUACACUUAUAUUCUUUAAUCUUCCACAGUGGAGCAGUUAUAUUUAUACUUUUAAUGAGAUUUUUGAAAUUGAUAAAUAUAUAUCUUUAAGUUUAUUUUAAUAAUAAAGAUGUGGUGUAAAUAACCUUCAGUUUGUAUUAGUUUUAGUCGCAUUUUUGGGUUUCGUUAUGAAAUUGAACCUCGGGGCCUGGUGGUCUGCAGGGAAUCAUUUAGACCAGACAAUCAUCUGAGUUACUUGGUGCACUCAUCUCUGCAGAACUUGAUUACGUACCAAACUGGUACUUUAACCUCUUUGAAGAGCGGUUUUGGAUCUUGGAUCCUUGAAAACAAACAAAAAAUAAAUAAAACAAUGUGAAUAGGACACCAACCUCAGUAAUGAGUUCAUUAUUAAGUCUACAGUGUUAAAUUACUAAGAUUUUUGGAAAUUAAAGAUAUCCACAUCAAAAUGAGGUGUUUUAUAAAAAUAGUGGAAUUCCUUUGUCAUCAGCUAAUAUAAGUUUUCACAGCUUUGCUUCUGAUUGGUUGAUCAGUCCCUCAUGAUGGCUCCUGCCCUGAAACUACAUUCAAUGAGAUGGAUUUGUAAUUUCAGACAGAACUAUCAAGAGGACUAAUCAACCUUUCAAAAUUUUAUUGAAUUAUACUUUUCUUUCCUUACUUUAUAUACUAUUUUAUGUUUGUCUUUUUUGUAUGAAUUUUCUGCAACCUUUUGUUCUUCCUCUGUACACAGAGUGGAGGCUCUGUCAGCUUCAGUAAGUAAAAUUAUUUGGAGAGGUUUUAUGUUUAAUAUUAGUAAAGUGGUUCCACCAUGACCCAAAAGAAACCUCCAGAUGGCAAAACACCUGCAGUAGAAUAGAUGCCCUUCUUGUGGUUAGUAUAAUGUAUUUAUUGUUCUUUGAUGAUACGUACAUUAAAAUCUUGAUGCAGAUUUUUUUUUUUACCAUAAUCAUUUGUACUUAGGAACAGUACAUAGGAAGUGAGUGUUGUGCAGUUGGCUUCCUCUAUAACAAAGAUGAAUCAAUAUGAACUUUAAAAAAUCUAAAAUUAACAAAGCUAACUGUGAUAGAGUAUGCAACCUUGUGACUCAAGGUAAAGGUGUUUAAGCAAGUUUCAAAAAUCUGAGUAUAAUUAUUUAGGCUAUAUCUUUAAUUUACUCUUUUGUGAAAUCUUCAUCCUGUUGAACAAUUCUUCACAGUCUUAAUAAAAUUAAUUUUUUUGUUUGCUUUUUUAAAUCAGUUUACAUCAACGAAGCACAAUAUGAGAAAACAGUGGGGAUGCUCCUUUAACUUUGAGUGAAUUUUCUGCUGUCUCAGUGAGGUGGAUGGGAAGUUACAGAGCUGUGCAUCAGCUGCAAGCUAAAUGUUCAGAAAGCCUCAAACAUGUCAGGUCGGCUAACAAUUCAUCUUCUUGUUUUAGGGGAUUUCCAGGGUCCUGUGCCACAAAGAUUUUUGACUUGUUUCUUUUGCUAAAACUUUACUGACAUUGUUACAGAGAUUAUAUAUUUGUUUUUACAUGUUUAGUACAGCACGUAAAAAAUACAAGGUAAAUCUGUGUUUAAAAAUAUGU
Poecilia latipinna (sailfin molly) is the source of this 3930-nucleotide messenger RNA. RefSeq names its product T-complex protein 11-like protein 1. The coding region runs from base 111 to 1568 and encodes 485 amino acids. NCBI's taxonomy places the organism in Eukaryota, Metazoa, Chordata, Actinopteri, Cyprinodontiformes, Poeciliidae. The transcript has 10 exons. Gene Ontology annotation, cellular component: acrosomal vesicle; sperm flagellum. The record is from RefSeq and is a predicted model, not a curated record. Gene Ontology annotation, biological process: regulation of sperm capacitation.